Molecule: messenger RNA, 330 nt
Organism: Fomitopsis serialis
Lineage: Eukaryota; Fungi; Basidiomycota; Agaricomycetes; Polyporales; Fomitopsidaceae
Exons: 3
Coding region: 1-330 (109 amino acids)
Source: RefSeq, a predicted model, not a curated record
AUGGCGAAACUUCCUCAGGCGCAGACGAACUGCCGCUGGAUCACCUUUGACGACAAUCUCCGCAUGGUCGUGGCUGCACCGCGACGACGUAUGCGCCGAGCCUCGCAGGAGGGCGCGUACCUCGCGCGCAUCCUCGCGCAAGUUGCGAAAUGGGACGAGCUGGCUGUGCAUUUGCAGGCACUCCAGGAAGCGUUCCCGCCCACUCGUCUGCCAGUGCCCCUAUACCCGGGCCACCCCCACCCUCUCAUCUUCACGUCCACCUCUAACUUGCAAUCAUCCUCUGUAUAUCCUUUAUUGCUUGGAUCCCGGAUCCCGGAUGUAGCCAUGUAA